Molecule: messenger RNA, 4275 nt
Organism: Musca domestica (house fly)
Lineage: Eukaryota; Metazoa; Arthropoda; Insecta; Diptera; Muscidae
Exons: 2
Coding region: 761-2311 (516 amino acids)
Biological process (GO): proteolysis
Molecular function (GO): aspartic-type endopeptidase activity
Source: RefSeq, a predicted model, not a curated record
CCGCCACUGUGCCAAAGCCGCCGCCACCCUAUUCGUCGCUCGCCUAUUCAUCGGGCCGCCGCUGUGCCAAGCUGCCGCCACUACUACUCGCCGCUGACGUAUUCAUCGGGCCGCCGCUGUGCCACAGCCGCCGCCACCCUAUUCGUCGCUCGCCUAUUCAUCGGGCCGCCGCUGUGCCAAGCUGCCGCCACUACUACUCGCCGCUGACGUAUUCAUCGGGCCGCCGCUGUGCCAAAGCCGCCGCCACCCUAUUCGUCGCUCGCCUAUUCAUCGGGCCGCCGCUGUGCCAAGCUGCCGCCACUCUAUUCGUCGCUCGCCUAUUCAUCGGGCCGCCGCUGUGCCAAGCUGCCACCACUGCUACCCGUUUAUUAACAUUUCGACUGAACUUUGUGAUUUAGUGUUCUUCGUAAAAAGUUCUGAACGUGAUUUUAUUGUGUUUAGUGUAGUGUUUAGUGUUAUUUAAGGAAAUAAAUUUAUAACGUUUUAAGAAAAUAUUUUUGCUUCGCUCUCUCUCUCUUUAUGUCCUAACAAAUAAAUUUUUGUGACGACUCUGGCCCCCGCUGAACCUACCCCAGCUUCAAAGUGAAAACACGUCGUCACAAUGGCGCCCGAGCAGGGACUAUAAAAGAGAGAAAGAAUAAAUAAAUGAGUGAACAAUAAUUAGACAAGCACAGAUGAAAACCCAGUGAAAAAAAAAACAGUUAAAAAAAAAAAAAAACUGAAACAAGUAAAAAUAAUAAAAAAAAAAAAAAAAAAAAAAAUGUCAAACGAAAAGACAAUGUUGAAGGUCUCCUGGGCCUAUAUGCUAAAGCACGAAGACUUGGUAACAUAUCUUACUGAAUUCAAUCUUGAUCCAGUUGGAAAAGUGGACGAUCUCCGAAAAAGAUGGGCUAAAUUUCUCCACAACGACCAUGAAGCCGAUGUAUACAGACGGCUUAUAGAGUUGCAGAACAAACAUGAAAGUACCAGUCCGACCAAAUCGCCGACAUUGCGAGCCGUCACAAAACAACCCCUUAUAACCGUAACACCGUGUGGAGCAGAAGCAAUAGUAUUAUCCCCAAUAAAAACAGAGUACGCCCUUCCCCACAUUUCCGCGGAAAGGCCACCUGGAGAGUCAAGCACAGGGGUAACAAACGAUCAAAAAGUACAGAAGAUGUCGCCAACAAACCCCGAAUAUGGAUUUCAAAAAGAUUCUCCGCCCAAGCCAUCCAAUAAUUCGUCGUUACUCGUAAUUCUCGACCAAAUCCGAAAAUGGAAUGUUACUUUUGAAAAUGGAAUGGACCCUAUUGGAUUCGUAGAACGUGUAGAAGAAAUGGCUGAAAUGUACAUCGUGGAAUUGAAUCAAAUAAGUAAAGUAAUGCCAGAGUUGUUACGAGGUAAAGCUUUAAUCUGGCUAAGGAACAACAACCGACACUGGACUACCUGGAACGAAUUUAAGAGUGAUUUUCUGAAAUUCUUUUUGCCACCGAGAUACUUUGAGAAAUUGGAGGAUGAAAUUAGGAGAAGGAUACAGCGUAAUAAGGAGCCGUUUAAGGAAUAUGUACUCUCUAUACAGCAUCUUAUGCAACACACCAAUAUGACCGAAGAACAAAAAUUGGAACGAAUUUUUAGAAACGCGCAUUCGGAUUAUCAAUGGUACAUUCGCCGUAAAGACUUUACCACACUUUCGGAAUUGAUCUCCUUGGCAGACGAACUCGAAAGCAUACCAAAUAAUUCUCGGUCAGAACAGCCUCGAAAUCAACAAAACUAUAAUCGACGUGCGGACAACUCUAGAAAUAACCUGUAUUGCACCAAUCAAGGUGACCAAGUGCUAAACGAAAGCUCAUCCAAUCCAGAAACGCAGCAGGAUGAACCCCCGGCAAAGAAGAGUAACCAGAAUAUUACCUCAUUGCAAUGUGAAGAAUAUCGCCUUACUGCAACUGUCUUAAUAGAGGGGAAAGCUAUUAAAGCAACUGUCGACACGGGUGCCACUAGCUGUUUUAUAAAAAGAGAAUUUGCGAAAAAAAUCAAGAAAAGGUUUACUUAUUCACGGCAUGAGGCAAAUGUUAUCCUCGCAGACGGCACCCCGGUGAACAUCACAAGAUCAACAGUGUUACCUGUUACAUUUGGGAACCAAAGCUCAGAUGUUACAUUUCUCAUCAUGCCGCAAUUCAAGGAAAACAUCAUAUUGGGAUUGGAAUUUCUAAAACAGUUCCACACGACCAUUCACUGCGCCGGUAUAAGUGUCAAAUUAAGUAAGCCAACCACAUCAACGGAGCAUUGUACCGUGGCUAUAGGAGAGGAAACCCCAUCAAAAGAGACAUUAAAUUGACAAUACCCAAACUAAUCAGUGUCCUAAUAUAAGCCCAUACUUCAAAGACCAUCGAUAUCUUCCCGAUCGUCAUCCUCAUCCUCAUCAGCCUCGUCGUCUUUAUCGUCAUCCUCAUCCUCAUCAGCCUCGUCGUCUUCAUCAUCAUCCACAAGCCAAACGAUGACACCUCAUCAGCCAACAUUGUGUAGCAGUCAACCUUCCAUCGAUGAAGUGUUUAUACCCAGUAAGGAGAAUAAUAGUACACCAAGUACAAUCAAAUUGCCAGUCACUGAAAUCCCAACUGAGUCAACGCCAUCGUCCUCGACAGACAAUCCCGUGAACGAUAACACAUUUCUCGAACUGCCAAAUUAUCCCGAAAACCUACAAAUCCGUAUCGAGAAGUUUAAAAACAAUUGGAAAAAGGGACACAAACUGAAGCGAAUUGUUAAACAAGAUGGCAAGCAGUACCGCAUAAUAAUAUCAGCAGACGGGGUAGUGAAGGUAUCUCUCCGAACUUCUGCAAUUGGUCUCUAACAUACCUUCCUAUUCGACCGAGAUAUAGUCGAACCAAAGUGCCCAUGUCGGAGAAAUAAAAGGUUACAUAACACCCUAGGGCUUCCUGGCUAUUGAAACCCAAUAGCAAUAGAGAAAGCAAAUCAAGGAAUCAAAAAUCAGAGGGAGGAAGAGAUGCCAUGUAACGCCCAAAAGUCAUGCUUUCGUUUUUGGGGUACAUUAUUAUUGUCCCCUAGUAGAAAGAAGUAUACUUAAAAUACAACAUUGGAACCCCUGGUGGCAAAUGGCGGAACUACGCAAAACUGUCAGAUUGGGAUCAGCUGCUGUCAUGAGAAAACAACAAUCGUUGUCCAGCCAAAAAGGUAUAAAAGGAGACGCAUUUCACCCAAUCGAGAUCAGUCUUCUGUUGAUGGCUGGUAAGUCAAGUGUGAUUGGGAGGAAGAAAAGGCGCGCAACCUCGGUUGAAUUGAGUCUUAGUAAGCCAAACAAUAAGCCUUGACUAUUUGUGGUGACUGGACUGGACUGAACGCAGGGUCAAGUGAGGGUUGUAGCAAUACUCCCUAUUCUUCGGGCUGCGUUGACGGCGACUGAACGCAGGGUCAAGUGAGGGUUGUAGCAAUACUCCCUAUUCUUCGGGCUGCGUUGACGGCGACUGAACGCAGGGUCAAGUGAGGGUUGUAGCAAUACUCCCUAUUCUUCGGGCUGCGUUGACGGCGACUGAACGCAGGGUCAAGUGAGGGUUGUAGCAAUACUCCCUAUUCUUCGGGCUGCGUUGACGGCGACUGAACGCAGGGUCAAGUGAGGGUUGUAGCAAUACUCCCUAUUCUUCGGGCUGCGUUGACGGCGACUGAACGCAGGGUCAAGUGAGGGUUGUAGCAAUACUCCCUAUUCUUCGGGCUGCGUUGACGGCGACUGAACGCAGGGUCAAGUGAGGGUUGUAGCAAUACUCCCUAUUCUUCGGGCUGCGUUGACGGCGACUGAACGCAGGGUCAAGUGAGGGUUGUAGCAAUACUCCCUAUUCUUCGGGCUGCGUUGACGGCGACUGACGUACUCAUCGGGCUGCUGCUGUGCCAAAGCUGCCGCCACCCGAUUCGUCGUGCGCGUAUUCAUCGGGCCGCCGCUGUGCCAAGCUGCCGCCACUACUACUCGCCGCUGACGUAUUCAUCGGGCCGCCGCUGUGCCAAAGCCGCCGCCACCCUAUUCGCCGCUCGCCUAUUCAUCGGGCCGCCGCUGUGCCAAAGCCGCCGCCACCCUAUUCGUCGCUCGCCUAUUCAUCGGGCCGCCGCUGUGCCAAGCUGCCGCCACUACUACUCGCCGCUGACGUAUUCAUCGGGCCGCCGCUGUGCCAAAGCCGCCGCCACCCUAUUCGCCGCUCGCCUAUUCAUCGGGCCGCCGCUGUGCCAAAGCCGCCGCCACCCUAUUCGUCGCUCGCCUAUUCAUCGGGCCGCCGCUGUGCCAAGCUGCCGCCACUA